AUGAAGAGUGUUGGAAGUUUACAAUGUGUAUAUUUUAUGCUGUUUGUUAUAACUAUUUAUAUUGUGAGUUUGGGACGUUGUGCGCCGCAAAAUAAAGAUAAUGUGACAAGUAAAAUUGUUUUUCCGUCAGAUGAUCAAUCCAAAGCCACGGAAACAUAUUAUUCGGCCGCUGAAAUGUGCAGCGAGUAUUCGAAGUUGAUUUACAGUUAUAUAAAGGAUCCAGUAUUAUUAUUGGGUCACAACCACAUUAUCAAAGUUAAAGAUUGUCACGAUGUCUUAACCUUAAUCGUUAACGGCACGAGGGCCGAUCCAAAAGAAUUUCCGCACAUGGCUUUGUUGGGUUAUAACAAGAACCCUAAAAGUAACGCAUGGGCCUGCGGUGGAUCACUGAUCAGCAAUAGAUGGAUCCUGUCCGCAGCACACUGUGAAAAACUGGAUGAUAAAACGUUCGUGCGCUGGGCACGCCUGGGAGACCUCAACUAUCUGUUGGACACCGACGAUGCCAGACCAAUGGACUACCAAAUCGAAAAACGCGUAGUGCACCCGAAUUAUCAACCACCGUCAUUGUACAAUGAUAUAGCGUUGUUCCGUUUGGACGAGGAUGUUAAGUUUUCGGCGUACGUACGGCCCAUUUGUCUUAACGCAGAUCCAAAAUUGCAGUCGAGUCCUUCGCAGAUGGUGAUAGCAACUGGUUGGGGACAGAUCCACUUCAACGGACCAUCUAGUCCGGAUCUGUUGAAAGUGAUUUUGAACAUGAUCCCGGCAAACCAGUGCAAAAGCAAUUACGCGUCGACCGGGGUAACUCAGUUGGCGAACGGAAUACUCGAAGAAAGCAUGAUGUGCGCCGGCUAUGCAAAUGGUGAAAAAGACACUUGUGGGGGUGAUUCUGGAGGUCCACUUCAAAUAGCGCACGACAAUUACAUGUGCAUGUACACGCAAGUUGGCGUCACGUCGUUCGGUAAGCUGUGCGCCAAGAAGAAUUCACCGGGCGUUUACACGAGAGUAUCCAAGUUCUUGCCGUGGAUCGAACGAAUCGUUUGGCCUAAAAAGUCUGCCUGA
Macrosiphum euphorbiae (potato aphid) is the source of this 1059-nucleotide messenger RNA. NCBI's taxonomy places the organism in Eukaryota, Metazoa, Arthropoda, Insecta, Hemiptera, Aphididae. The record is from the annotation of a GenBank genome assembly.